Messenger RNA from Scheffersomyces coipomensis, 558 nucleotides. Its product is annotated as superoxide dismutase. The record is from RefSeq and is a predicted model, not a curated record. Gene Ontology annotation, molecular function: copper ion binding. The coding region runs from base 1 to 558 and encodes 185 amino acids. The transcript has a single exon. Gene Ontology annotation, cellular component: extracellular region. Lineage: Eukaryota; Fungi; Ascomycota; Pichiomycetes; Serinales; Debaryomycetaceae. Gene Ontology annotation, biological process: superoxide metabolic process.
AUGUUCUUUUCAAUAAAACUCGUAUAUUUGAUUUCAUACACAUUUGUUCUAUUACUAGUUGGUGGUGAUAAUGCCCCAAUGGUGAAUGACUCACCCCCCAAUGCCAAAUAUAUCGCCCGUUUCAAGCCGCAUGCUAUUAAUGGUGAUUAUCAUGUUCGUGGGUUUAUUUCAUUUCAAACCUCACCCCGAGGAUUUGUUCAGGUUCAUCUUGAUGUCGAUGGUUUACCUACAAGUGGUGGCCCUUUCCCUUACCAUGUCCAUCAAUAUCCAGUUCCUACAGAUGGCAACUGUACCGGUACUGGUGGCCAUUUGGAUCCUUACCAUGGAUCUGCCACCUCUCCUGGAGAUCCUGCAGGUUUGCAAGUUGGUGAUUUAGCUGGAAGACAUGGGGAUAUCCCAGUAGGUGUAUAUGCUUUCGAAACUUAUUAUUUUGAUCCAUUCAUCUCAUUGAAUCCCAGUGAUCCUGCAUUUAUUGGCGGUCUAAGCGUUGUUAUACAUUUGGAUAACUUGACCAGAAUUGCGUGUGCAAAUAUUACGGUUGGUUGUGAUGAUCACUGA